UUCAGAAUUUUAAGUUUAUGUAUUUACGCAAUCUCAAAUUAUUAUCCAUUGAUAAUUGGAUUUAGAAUCGAGUAUUUAUAGAUAUUUAGUGAAUUCAAUUAUAUUUAUUGUGUAUACACAAAGAAAGGUACUGGUUCCUGUAAACCUGCACAUUAUAAUCUAAUUCUGCCACUGAUUUAUAGGACUCGUAAAUUGAUCCGUGGUGUCGUGGAUUUGAAUUCGAUACUCUUCAAACAAUUGUUGCUUAUUGAGAUAUCUUACAUGUUCUGAUUUUUUAAAAAGGAGACAAAAAUACUUCAUUUGGUUUAAAUGAUGGAUCUAUUCACAUUAACCAGUAAUUCGAGAGGCUAGUUACCAGUUUUGAAGGGGGAAAAACAGUAAAUCAAGGCUCUAAUUUAUUUCUUUCAAAUCAGAAAAUCAAAGAAAGGGUAAUAAAAUGUCUAAAGGGAUGGUUUGAAGUCUGUUUUGUUACAAAUCAGAUGCAAGUCCCUUACUUUUUGCCAUUUAUUUGGGUCCAACCAUAUGACCUGUAUGCUAUUUUCUUGUGCCGAAUACUUUUUAAUGAUUAUGAAACUUCUCCACCCCUAAUUUUUCAUCAUAUUAUUCUCCAUGAAUUUUUUUUAUUUGUGUUUUUAUGCUUCUGAGACAGUUUCAAGUUUAAGCUGAUCCUCGAGGCGGUUUUCAAAGCAGAGAUUGGUUCAUCUAAGGUUAGACAACACUUUACAAUUGUUUAUUUCUGAUUAUAACAAGAUGGCCACUUCUGCUGGGGAAAACUCUAAGGAAAGGUGAAAUUUUUGGUCCUCGUUUUAUCUUAUAUUUGAGGGACAACUUGUAUUUUGACCAACAUUUUGAUUUGGCUGUUAUCUUCUUGCAACAUUUCAUUUGAUUGCAAUGUGAAUUGAGAUCCAUUCCCUUGUUGCAUGAUUGCAAUCAAAUCAUCAUCUCCUAAUGACCAUUUGGAAAUUUGAUUAAAUUUUAAUUUCUCACACGUUUUGGAAGUUUUGAUAUGUUGAAUCUCUAAUUGAUGUAUCCCAAUUAUUUCUCAUCAUUCCCACACAUGGAUUUCGUGAAGUGCUUAUAUCUAUUCUUCCACUGGUUUUUGGUCGUCUUGUUUUCUUUCAUAUAGUAUCUUUAACGACUCUUUCCUACACCCAGAAGGAAGAAAAUUAAAGACUAGGUAGGCACAUUCCAUCAAAUUCAAUCUUCAGAGAAAUCAUUAUUAAACUAUGCUUACUCUUACCGUUAACCUAUUGAAAUCCUUCUCCUUUUUUCUGUGUUUAAAGUCGAUUAUAAUUUGGGAAACUCAAAUAGUGGAAUUUGUAUUCCAACCAGUUCAGUUUUCAGUGGAUUCAUCAAAAUUAGACUAUGUUUACUCUUAACUGUCAACCUAUAUAUUGGAACCCUUGUACUCUUUCAGGCUUAAAAUAUUGUAACGAUUCUUUUCUUUUUGAGAUUUUUGUGUGAUGGGGACCAAUAGAGCAUAUCUGAUUGCUGCUAAAUUUUGUCUUAAUUAGCAGUUCUUCCUCUCUAGCAAAGCUUGCUCCCCUUCAAGCUGUAUUAUUUGACAUUGACGGAACCUUAUGUGAUUCAGAUCAAUUUCACUAUCUUGCAUUCCGUGAAAUGCUUCUGGAGAUAGGAUACAAUGGGGGAGUGCCAGUUGAUGAGGAGUGGUUUGUCAAGACUAUUUCUGGGAAACACAAUGAUGAUCUUGUCUCUGUACUUUUUCCUAAUGAUCACGAACGGGGUGUAAAAUUCUUGGAUGACAAGGAAGCUUUGUUUAGAAGGUUGGCAAAAGAACAGUUGAAACCUCAAAAUGGUCUCUACAAGUUGAGAAAGUGGAUCGAAGAUCGCGGUCUGAAACGAGCUGCAGUUACCAAUGCACCUAGAGCUAAUGCUGAACUAUGUAUAAAUCAAGUUGGCCUUGCUGAUUUCUUUGAUGCAAUUAUUCUUGGAAGUGAUUGCAAGCAUGCAAAACCAUAUCCUGAUCCUUAUUUGAAGGCUCUUGAAGUGUUGAAUGUAUCAAAAGAUCACACAUUUGUAUUUGAGGAUUCUGUCUCAGGAAUAAAAGCUGGGGUGGCUGCUGGAAUGUCUGUCAUUGGCUUGGCGAACCGAAAUCCAUCUGAGUUACUUAUGGAAGCUAAGCCUGUUUUUCUUAUUAAAGAUUAUGAAGAUCCAAAGUUAUGGGCAGCUCUUGAGGAGAUUGACAAGAUGUCUGGCACCAGGAAGACCACAGCAUGAAGCAUAGACAAUAAGAGGUGAUGGUUCGGCAAAAAAAAAACUUACUCGUAUUCGAUGUUUAUACUAAGCCUUAUCGGUUUUACUAUCACUAAUCGACAGAUUGAGGUUAAAGUACACAGUAUGAAUUAACCAUGGUUAGCGAUAAGUGUAUGUGAAAGACACGUGUCAUGUACUUAUUGAGUUAACAUAAACAGUUAAACACCAUGUAUGAAAAAAAUUGUGAGGAACUUUUUGUUCUUA
This is a messenger RNA of Solanum dulcamara, 2478 nucleotides long. Its product is annotated as haloacid dehalogenase-like hydrolase domain-containing protein Sgpp. The transcript is spliced from 4 exons. NCBI's taxonomy places the organism in Eukaryota, Viridiplantae, Streptophyta, Magnoliopsida, Solanales, Solanaceae. Bases 1621 to 2238 code for a protein of 205 amino acids. The record is from RefSeq and is a predicted model, not a curated record.